AUGGAAUAAUAAUUAGAAAUAAAAUAUAAUAUUUUUACAAUACAAGAAAUAAUACAAAAGAAUUUUAGAGCUCCCCUAAUUGCAAUUGAAACUAAUUAAAUAAUUAAAAUUUUUCAAUUGGUGAAAAACAAUAAUUAAAUUCAUCAAAUUCAUCUUAAAACUUGUGAUGGUGAGAUUAUGGCAUAAGAUAAUGAAACCAAUUUAGCAUUUUCUUAUAAUUGUUUUUAUUUUGCAUAUUCUAAUAAAUAAUCCAUAAACAUUUACUAAAUCACAAGCCCGUAAAUUGUUAAAUUAGCAACUAUAAAUAUUGAUUUUGAAGUUAAAAAGAUUGAAUUAGCUGAAACUGGGAUGAUUUGCAUUUUAAGUUAGGGUCGCCUUAUUCUUUAUAAUCUUUUUUAAAUACAUAAAAUUACGAAUAGCAUUGAAAUAUAAGAAAAUAAAUUCAAAAAAAAAUUUAAAUCCCUUAAAUUAAACUAUAAUGACAAAUUGUUAGCUCUUUAAUCUGAAAAUAUGAUUGAUUUUUAAGAUCUUUCUGAGAUUGAUUCUAAUAAUGCUUAUAAAGGUAGUUUAAAAGCAGAUAUGUUUUCCACUUCAAUAGACAAUAAAACAUUUGCAAUACUUAAUGGAACAACAAUAGAAUUUUAUGAUUUUGAUUUGAAAAAAAAUUUAAAGCCUUCACAUAUAUUAGAAAUUGAAAAUGAAUAAAAUUUAUUAAAGAUAUAGUUUAUAGAGGAUCCUAAUUCAAUCUUAGUUAUUUAUCCUGAUAAUAUUCAAAUUUGGAAUCAUAAAUCUAAAAAAAAAGAAAUGUCUAUUGAAGGUUUUUAUGACUAUAGAACAUAAGUAUCAAUAAAUACAGAUGUAGCAGUGAUUGAAUAAUCAGAAUUAAAAAUUUAAAUUAAUAAAAAUGUAAAAUCAAGAAAUACUAAUUAAUAAAAAUAAAUAUUGCCUAAUAAGGAUGAAUAUAGAUUCUAUGCGAACUGUCCACAAUUUACAUCAGACGGUUAAAAUAUAGUAUUUUAGAAAAUAAGUGUAGGAAUUAUGUUUCAAAGUUUAUAAGAUCCAAAGUUAAAAUAUACUUAUAAAUUAUGUAAUGGAUAAUAAUUUCGGAAAUUUUUACCCUAGAGUAAUUUAUUAAUAACUAACGAUAGAAAUUUUUAUUAUUUUUGGGAUGCUUCUAUAUUGGACAAUAUAAAUUUACUUCAUAAAACUCUAAAUAGAAAUCACCAAAUUUUCUUUUUUAAGUAAUUACUAAUAUUUAGACAGAAUUUUAUUAGGGUUUGGUGUAUUUAAAACCUUAAAGAUAUUAUAAAUAAUAGUUAUGACAAUAUACUUGAUACAGGAAGUUUUGGUAUUGGAUAUGUCCUAAUGAAACUAAAUAUUAUAAAAUAAAUAAUAAUAAGAUCUCAAUAUGGAAUUUAAAAGAAAGAGCAAGAUCUUCAGAGGAGGACUUCAUAGGGCAUAUUGGAAAUAUUAAGAUAGUUAACUUUACCUAAGAUGAAAAAUAUAUGGUAUCUAUAGAUCAGAGUGGUUUAAUAAUAGUAUGGAAUAUGUUGAACCAUUAAAAUAUUAAGAUCUCUCAUGGAGUUAUAGAUUUCAAAGAAGACUAUAGUUGUAACUUUGUGAAAAUAUAGGAUUCUUUAGGAAUAACAUGUGAGAUUUAAAAUGAAAUUGUGAUUUUUGAUCUCAAGGACUUCAAAAGCUAUGAAAUAUAUCACAUAAUUCCUAAAUAAUAUAAUAUUAUUAGAUACUAUGUUUUUUCAAAAGGUAAUAAAUUAGCCAUUCUUUAGAAAAAUGAAGCUGAAAAUAAAAGGAUUUAAAUAAGUAUUUUUAAGGUUGAUACUAAGGAAAUAAUUGAAAAUAUUAAUAUAUCAGAUCUUUAGAUGUUCAUUUGCUGAUAGUGAAGAAUAUUUCAUAAAGGAUAUUGAAAAGGAAUACAGAAAAGAUGUUAUUACACAAGAAUACAUAAAAUAUGGUAUUACACUAGAUACUAAUCGUUUUUGGAUGUAUAAUGUUAAUUUGGAGCUUUUAGAGAUACAUAAUUUUAACAGUUCAAGUGGCGCUCCGCCAAUUUAUAAAAUUUAUGUUCCUUUUGAUUUUUUUAGAGGUAAUAUAAUCAGUGUAGGAAACAAAUAUUUAACUUAUUGCUAUUACGACUAAUUUAGAAUUAUUGAUUUAGAACUUUAUAAAUAAUAAGUCUAUGUUUUUGUUUUGGACAAAGACUUACGCUUAUAUGGUUAGUUGCCAGAUGACACUUUAAUCUUAUUGAAAGUAGAUAAUUAACAUUGGUAUCCCAAAUCUUAUCACUUAUUUAACUAUAAAAGUGAUUAGCAGCAAAUUUAAACAUUAUUUGAAAAAGAUUGUAAUAGAUUUAUUUUAGCUUUUUCAAAUGAUGGUUAAUAGUGUGCUUAAGGUUGGGACGAUGGGGAUAUAAUAAUUUUUAAGGUAUAAAAUGAUAAAAAAUGGAGUAAAUAUGACUGUUGGAACAGUAAAUAAAUAAGAAUAAAACAUCUAAAAUUUAUUUAAAAUGAUGAAAUUUUAAUUAGUUCUUAAGAUAAUGAAUUAUCUUUUUGGAAUAUGAAGAAAGAAACAAUAUAAGAAAGAAGAUUAAUUUAAUAGAUUAAAAUAGAUUUUGAUAUUGAAAAUAUAGUUGUUUCUCCUAAUGGAUAUAUUUCAUUAUAAUUAAAAGGUGGAAUUAUAUUAAUUCUAACUAAUGAUCAGUCAAAGUGUAAUAUUGAGAAUGAAAAUUACAAAAAACAAGUAAUAUAUAAUAUUAAUAUAGUAUUUCGGUUGUUAUAGAUCUUUUCCAAAAUUAGAAUAAAUAUAGACAAAAAAUUGCAUUAUAUAAAACUCAAUUAUUGAAAAUUAGGAUGAUGAAUCAAUAUUACAUCUUUUUUCUAAUUAAGAAAUGAAAGAAUUUGAAUCGGGUUUCAAUAAUGAAGAGACUUAAGAAUGA
Molecule: messenger RNA, 2953 nt
Organism: Paramecium sonneborni
Lineage: Eukaryota; Ciliophora; Oligohymenophorea; Peniculida; Parameciidae
Source: the annotation of a GenBank genome assembly